UCACUUCUUUCAUCCAUCUGGUCAGUUUCCACAAUCUGUAUCAACUUUCUGCACAAGCUUCUUUAUCUAGCAAAUCAUCUUAGUCAUGCAUGAAGAAGAAAUAUAUACCUCUCUUCAGUGGGACAGUCCACCAUCAGAAUCUUCUCAGAAAUGUCUGUCUUUCACCAGAAUUUCAGGAACAUCGUGUACUGUGAUGAUGAUUUCAUGUAUUUUCUGCAUGGGCUUAUUAACAACAUCUAUUUUCUUGGGAAUCAAGUUGUUCCAGGCAUCUGCUACCAUAAUGAAGCAACAAGAAAAACUCAUCCAACAGAACAGAGAAUGGUUGGACUUUAUACAAUCCCAUAACUGUAGCCCUUGUCCAUACAACUGGAUUCAGAAUGGAGAAAGUUGUUAUCAUGUUUUUGAGAACCAGAAAAUUUGGCAUUCUAGUAAAGAAGAUUGUUUGAAGGACGGUUCCAGUCUUCUACAAAUAGACAGCAAAGAAGAAAUGGAUUUUAUCAACAGCAUCUUGCAGAAGGUCAAAGCUGGCUCUGAGUACUGGGUGGAACUGUCUCAGGAUGGACUCAGGGGACAAUGGCUUUCGCAAGAUGGCUCCUCUCCUUCUCCUGAGCUAUUGCAAAUAAAGAGAACCCAAUCAAUUAGCCAGGUCUGCAGAUACAUCAGAGAUAGCUCCCUUUUCUCCACUAAUUGCAGCUAUUUGAAAUACUUCAUCUGUGAGAAGGAAGCAUUAAGAUCUCCUGUUUGAAGGCAAUUGUUCAAAGUGAUGCCUCUUUUGCACUGAUAUUUGGGAAAAGCACUUGGAAAACCUGCCACAGAAAAACGUAACAGCAAAUACAGAAGUAAACUGAUAUUUGUGGGAGCUGUGAAGCCGACUUUUUUGGGACUCAAAACAUGCUUUUGUAUGUAUUCCUGGAAAUAUUUGUCAAUACUUUCCUAAGCUUCAAUUGAUAUUGUUCAAAUUGCCAAGAGUAAAAUUGAUUUACAGUUACAAUGGACCAAAUCCUGAUACACUGAGAAUGAUGUAAAUAAAAUAGUUAAUCCUGUCCUUUUAAAAAAAAUUCUAGAGUAACUACAAAUGCCACACACAGAAACCUAUGUGUCAUUAGGGGAGGUGGUACAUUUAUAGCUGGUUGAUUUUUUAAAAACAGAUAAGUAAAUGAAACUGGUCUUCCAAAUUUAUUGUCUUCCACAUCUUUGUGUAUGUUUCCUAAGCUUGCAGGUAUUAUAUAUAUUAUUGGAUUGCCAGAGUGAGAGGGCCAGAGAUAGGGAUUUCCAAACCCGAAAGAAAGAAGGUUUCUGUCUGCAGUCUCAGAUUGUUUUCUUUUCAAGACUGCUGAGUCCCGCUGGAGAAGUGAAUAUCUAAAACAUGACAUAAGUGGAAAAGUAUUUGGGAUGCAAGUCCCAGCACGUCCCACAGUGAAGGACAGCUGUGAGCUUCCUUCUUGCCCUCUGUCCAUACCCGCCCCUCACAAAUCAAAGGGCUCACCGUUUGCACUCCCAAAGUGAGCAGCCCACAACUGUGUUUCUUAAUGCUCCAAUUUCCACAUUAAAAAAUAAUGUUAGUAAUUAUUCCAAAAUUUGUUUGAGAGUUAAAUCAGGAAUAUAAUGUAAGUGGUUGAGAUGGUGUCUUGUACCCAUUUGGGCAUUGUAUCAGUGCUUGUGAUUAUUAUUUGGAGUAAAUCAUUAAUCAUCUCUAGGAAUCAAGCUUACUUGUAUAUUCCAGGCAAACACAGAACCUUAUUUCUGCUUACACUGCAGGUAACAUUUUUAUGUAAACUGUCAGCAGUCUGUUUUAAAGUUAGUGAAUUGUCCUCAAAUAACUCUUCUAAAAAUUCCUGUUCAUAGUUCAUAGGGUCAUUAAAACUCAGAGUAUCUUUAUUCUAAGUGACAGUUGAUAUGCAAGUGUUCACUAAGUGUUAUAUUUCCCACUAAUAUCCUAUAAGCAGAGCAAUGCCUCAGCAAUGCUGUGCCCUCUGUAGAUAUUUGCUAAAGUCUAUAUAAUUGUAUUUGAUCCUUUGUCUCUCAAAAGAAAUAGCUGAUAUAUAUUGGGUUAUCAUUUUUUUCUUCCUUCAUUGAAAACAUCUCUUAUAUAAAUCAAAAUCUAAUUCACUAAGGUAGCAGAUCAUUCAAAUGAAAUGAAAAAUAUUUUGGCCUAACUGUCUCUUUACCAUAGGAAAAGUCCUGUAAGAAUGGGAAGAGGAUAUCUUUUUGUUUUGUUUUGUUUCAUUGUUUUUUAAUUUACCUUGGAAUUGGAGUUUAAAUAGUAUCAACAAAAUAAAUUUCUUUAGUGUUCUGUUGUUCCUUACCAAGUAAAAUAGUCCCCCCACAAACAAAACAAAAACAAUGUAAGUUAGCUCCUGUGUUUGGUUUUCACAGAUGGGAGCUAAAUAUAAUAAUGUAUAAUAAAGGAGGAAACCACAGCGA
This is a messenger RNA of Cavia porcellus (domestic guinea pig), 2424 nucleotides long. RefSeq names its product C-type lectin domain containing 9A (gene Clec9a). The coding region runs from base 86 to 745 and encodes 219 amino acids. Gene Ontology annotation, cellular component: membrane; cell surface. The record is from RefSeq and is a predicted model, not a curated record. The transcript is spliced from 6 exons. NCBI's taxonomy places the organism in Eukaryota, Metazoa, Chordata, Mammalia, Rodentia, Caviidae. Gene Ontology annotation, biological process: receptor-mediated endocytosis.